CUCACGGCCAGACAACUCGUUCCUCAUACUAACAAAUUUUGAAUUAGCCAUAGCGUGUUGAACCACAUACGAUUGAGAACACGUGUCAGUCACAGGUGUUUACAGGCGAUGGUAGCAACGUGAGUGAAGUUUGUGGCGACUGACCAAGACCAACUGGGAUCAGUGAAGUGUACCAGUUAAGUGUACCGUCGUCAUGGCGGAUGCUGAUGAGCUGUUUGAAACAAUCAUGCGGGAGCUAAACGACGUGGUCCUUUCUGAAAGUGGCGAUGUUGAAGAAGAGCUGGAGGAACUUCCCUUUCUACAGGAGACGGUCUCCGAUGAUAUUCCACCCUCUCUGCUCAGUUACUUUGAAACUUCAAAAAGCAGAGCAGUGAGAAGUGAGAAGUUCAUUCUUGAGGAACUUGAAGACCUCACUGCAUCACGUCACACUGAGGACAUGGAUAAUUUGCCUGAUGAACUCGAUAAGGACAUGGCGAAGAAGCUGGUUUCUUUUGACACAGAAAAUGAGUCCAUCUCUUCUGCUGAGACAGAAGCACCUUUUUCUCACAAUCUGUCAGUGUGUCCUGACAGGGAAGAUGAGACUGAAACAGAUGAAUAUGUGUGGCCUGGACUGGGAGUUACUAAGAGCUCAGAGGAAGAGGAACAGAUGAAAAAUAGCACAGAAUCCCAUAGAGAACACAGAGAGAAAAUAUGCUGUGAGGAGAUGAAGACAGACGAGAAGAGGAGACAGAGACACAGAGACUUCCAGGAGGAUUUGAAGAAGAUCAUGGAGGCAGAGAAGCUUCAUCAGAGAGAACUGGAGUUGAUGAAGAAGAGAGCUCAGGAAAAGCUGGAAGUGGAGUUUCUUCUUAAGCAGGAGCUGAUCUGCAACUUACAAAAACAAGUGGAGGAGGAAAAGAAGAUGAGAGAGGAGGAGCAGAAGAGGUUCAAGGAAGAGGGGGAGAAGAAAAGGAAGGAGGAAGAAGAAAAGAGGAGAAGAGAGGUUGAGGACAUGAGGAAAAAGGAAGAAGAGAUAAUUAAGAGGGAGCGCAAAAGGAUGGAGGAACAGAUGAGGAGAAAUAAAGAGGAAAAGAGAAAAAUGGAAGAAAUGAAACUUAAAGAAGGGAUCAGAAGAAAGAGAGAAGAGGAGCAGAGGAAAAUAGAGGAAGAGGAAAAGAGGAGAUUUCAAGAGGAGGAAAAGGGAAAAAAAGAAGUGGAGCGAAAUAUGAUACAGGAAGACAUAAGAAAGAAGGAGGAAGAGAGAAAAAUAAACAAAACAAGACUUAAGGAAGAGGGGAAGAUGAGAUGGAUAGAAGAAGAGGAGAGAGAAAGGAAGGAAAAUGAGGAAAAAAUAAAGGAGAGGGAUAAGAGUAGGAGAAAGGAGGAGGAAGAAACAAGGGCAAUGGAUGAAAUGAUGGCAAAGAAGAUGGAGGAAGACAAAAAGAGAAAAGAACUUGAGGUUAGGAAAAAUACUGAGGAGAUAAGGAAAAGGGUGGACGAGAGAAAAGUUGAGGAGAAUGGAAAGAAUAUGGAGGAAGAGAAGAUGAUAGCUAAGCAGAUGAAUAAGAAGGAAGGGGAAGAAAAAGAUAUUGAAGAAAUGCAACUCAAGGAAGAUGAAAGAAAGAAAGAAGAGGAGAUGAAACAUAAUAUGGAAUUUAGUGAUAAAAAGAAGGAAGACGUGAAAACAACUGAAGAGGACAAGAGGCCAUGGCAGGAGCAAGAAAUGAGGAAACAGAAAGAAGAAGAAGAUCACAAUAACAUGGAAAAGGAAAUAAGAUUCAAGCAAGAGAUGGAACAGAAUAGAGGCAAAAGAAAGAUGGAACCUGAACAAAAAACUGAAGAUGAUGUGAGAAGAAAUAAAGAAGCAGACAAUUGGCGUAUUACCAACUUUGGAGUGCAGGACACCGAAAAGGAAGAGAGGCUGAAGCUGCAAGAGAAGAAAAGAGAUAAGGAUCGACUGAAAAGUCAAAACAAGACAAAGAAUAUCAGUCUGACCCCAUGCACCGUCUCAUUACAAAGCCAGUGCACAGUCAGUGCCUCCAGCUCUGAAAAUGUACAACAACUUGACCCAAACAAGAAUAUUCUCUAUACCUCCACAUGUCAAACUAUGAAACAACAAGAUGCAGAUGUAUCGCCCCGCACCUCUUCCGGCCCUUUACCCGUGUGUCUUCCGGAGCGCACAGAGCAGAAGAGACUGUCAUGGAUGAGAGACUGCAUCCCGUGGUCCAGACUGUCUCUGCAGAACAAGAGCAAGCAAAAAGUGCAUGUCCGAAGUCGCAGGGGACUGCGCAGGGCCUCCGGGGCCUGUAGUCUGCCACCCGUCUGUCCUCAAGCUCUGCUUCAGUCCCCAGGCUUCAGAUCCCUGCAAGAGGUUACCACGGUGACCCUGGAGGACUUGCCUGGCUGCAGCUUCGUCGCUCUCGCUCAGUGUCCUCAACUUCAAUCCCUCACCCUCAGACGCUGUGGCCUCAAAUCCCUGGAAGGCAUCAACCAGUUACAACAGCUCUGCUACAUCGAUGUACAGGGGAAUGACAUCUCACUUGUGGAUUGUGAAAACAUGGCGAGUUUACAAGUUCUUCGACUGGGACACAACAAGUUAACAUCCAUCCAUGGUUUGAGUGGAGCUGAAAACCUGAAUGUUCUGGACCUCUCCCACAACUCCAUCACCCGCAUUGCUGGUCUGGAGUCUAUACGGAGACUGCAGAGUUUGUCACUGGAUCACAACCAGCUGAUCAGCACCAAAGGACUGAGGGACACGUACACCCUCCUUCACCUGGACUGCUCCCACAAUCACCUGGCUGGCGUGGAGGGUGUGGAGAACUGUGCUCUGCUGCAGACCCUGGACCUAAGAUCCAACAGCCUCACUGAGCCCCCCAGUCUGAACAACCACAUCCUCCUCAGAGAGCUGCAUCUAGAUGACAACAGCAUCUCGUCGCUGCAGGGCCUUGCUGUUUGCUGGCUUCCCCUCAUGCAGCACCUCUCAGCAGCUGAAAACAGAAUUACCCUCCUGCCCUCCAUGUCUGAUUUUGUGUCCCUUACAAAUUUGGAUCUUCGCUUCAACUGCAUGUCAGAACUGCAUAAUGUGUGUGAAGGUGUGGAAGGAUGUCUCUUCCUGCAAGAGGUUCACCUCAGCGGGAAUCCUCUUCAGCAAGAGAUUGGCUGGAGAUCCACUCUGCAGAAAGCCGUCGCUGGCCUGAGAGCCAUUGAUGGUGAGGAGACAGACUCCUUUCUGUCAGCCCCUGCUGUUCAACAGCUCAGCCUGGCCUCAGGCAGCUUCCUACUGCUUUGUCAGGCUCAGCUUAAGCAGAUUCAUGAUUUACAGCAGCAGCACAGCAGGGAGCUCAGUAAUGCCUCAACUCCCCUGGAUGCUGUGAAAAGAUCCUGUCGACACUUCACUGAGACUCUGAAACUUGCUGUGGACCAGAGGUCGGCUCACGAAUACAGCGACACCGUUGUGUCUUUAUGCCAAACAAUGCUGGAGGAAACACUGGACAUGGACAGUGCUGCUCUUAAAAAGCUUGCUGAGCACUCAGAAAUUUUGUCCACUGAAAAACCUCCACCAGUCAUUCCAAACAGGAACAACACCAGCUGGACAUUAGAGGAGAAGUUGUCCUUCAGUCAUCUAGGCCUUCACUCCUCGGCAACGAUGGAAACAACCACUUCCUCUCAACUUAAAGUGGCUCCUGUGUCCAACCAUCAAGGCCUGGACUCCAAAAACACAGCAGCAGUCGUGAUUCAGCAGCGGUGGAGGAAGUACAGACAGAAAUGUGGGAACAUCAGCAGCCCCCCCACAGCUGAGAAGGGAGGUGAAAGAGGAGGAGAUGGAGGAACGCCAGAGUCAAGACCUUCUGAUGUUGACAGAAGUGUUGUUGGCCAAGAUUAUGCAGCAACUAUCAUCCAGGCGUCCUGGAGGGGCUUCGCUCUGAGGAGGAGGCUUGAAACUGCUCUGGCUGCUGUCACAUGGCCCGACAGCGGAGAGGACGAAGCCUUUGAGGAGGUAGACGUGGAUGGAUUUGUCUUUGAUGAGGCAGCACUGGAGAAGCACUGGACAUUGCCACUUUCUGAAGAAUCAUCUUCCAGAUAUCAUCAUGGUCCCGAGCAGCCACUUUCUCUGAAGCCUCCUGGGCCCUUUCCUGAACCCUCCCAGUACACACUCCCAUCAACACCCUUAUGGAGGUCGAAGCAGGCCUGGGUGGCAGGAGAACAAGUGGACUCCACAGGGAUGAAGGUUUCACCAGAGAGUUCUAUCAGAAGCAAAUCUCCUGUUUCGACUGCAGCGCUCAGUGGUCUCUCUGCAAGAUCAGAAAAGAUUGUGCAAGAAUGGGGGUUCCAAGACAGCAACACAGCUCUUCUGAUGCUCAAGAGAGCUCACAAGAUGAGUUCCAAGAAGCACCAGCAGAAUAAAUAUCGAGAUCCCUCCGUCUGCCUUGCAUUGUUCAGAAACUGCAACUACCAGCAGGCUCCAAUGGAAGCACGAAACAGGCCUGCCCCGAACAACAGAAAUCAUGUGAAAGAGUGCAGAGCAAAGCUGGAGCUUCAGCAGGCGGAGGAGACGAGCGUGAAGCAGGAACGAGCUCAGCAGUGGCUGCACACCCAGUCGGACAGGGACUCAGAGAGUGAACAUUUCCUACCAGAGAUCAGCUCAGUCGUUCUGAGUGGAGGGAGAGUGCAGCUGGUGGCUGACCCAGCACGCACUGAACGUCUACAUCACGCCAGUGGAUUGUGGGCCAGCAGCAGUUUACUUGCCCAGCCCUGCAAAGAGAGAAAUAAUCAUUGCAGCAACUCUUUGGGUCAUGCAAGAAAAGAGGUUCCAUCUCCACAGCGCGUCCAGUCUGCUCCAUCAAGAAAGGAACGCAUCUCCUUCCGAGACAAUCCGGUGCAGCUGAGCGGCGGCUGGGGAGGAGGGAAGAAAAGGGACAGAGUGUACAAGUAGAACACCAACUCCACGACGAUGACAUCUCUUUUUGUUCCUGCCCUGACACAGCACCAUUUAAAGUAGAUACAAC
Messenger RNA from Pleuronectes platessa (European plaice), 4985 nucleotides. RefSeq names its product leucine-rich repeats and IQ motif containing 1 (gene lrriq1). Gene Ontology annotation, molecular function: protein binding. The transcript has 26 exons. The record is from RefSeq and is a predicted model, not a curated record. The coding region runs from base 194 to 4912 and encodes 1572 amino acids. Lineage: Eukaryota; Metazoa; Chordata; Actinopteri; Pleuronectiformes; Pleuronectidae.